Tribolium madens (black flour beetle) is the source of this 950-nucleotide messenger RNA. RefSeq lists its product as uncharacterized. Bases 74 to 889 code for a protein of 271 amino acids. The transcript is spliced from 4 exons. The record is from RefSeq and is a predicted model, not a curated record. Lineage: Eukaryota; Metazoa; Arthropoda; Insecta; Coleoptera; Tenebrionidae.
UUGUCGAUAACACUUAACCCGCGAAUAAAACGGCUGUUACCACAAAUUUUUGAUUAGAAUUCAGUCAGACAUCAUGCUGGUCCGUGUCUUUGUCUUAUUUUCGUUCCUCCUAGUUUUGACUAGGGGAAAAACAGUUUACAAAGAUUACAAACCUGAAUAUAAAUUGGAAAAAUCGCACUAUCCUGGAAAUUUCAGCACACUUAAGACACUACAUGAGUUUGUUCGAUUGGUCAACGAACACAAACUGAAUGUUUCUAUUAUCAUGUCGAUGGGAAAAAAUUACGAAAAUGGUAAUUUAAAAGAAGUCGUAGCUGCGACCCUUAAUUUCCCUGUCAAUUCUGCAACCAUCACCAAAGACGCAACGCUGAAAGAAGCCGAUUUUGAAAAAUUGGUCAAAAUCGCAACCGAAGAACAAGUCGUAGUCGCUGGAAGCAUUUCAACAGUAAACAAUGGUACCGUUUUUGUUAGUAACAACAUCAAAGAGGUACCAAUCACAAAAUCACAUAAAAUUUUCACCGGAAUCAAACACGGAAAAACCGGAUUUGUCUUCGAUGACAAAAACUACGCCGCCCAGUAUACCUUCAUCACCCAUGGUGCCGAUGGUAAAAACACCACCACCAAGGUCCUCCACGGCGACGUUCAUGUUGACAUUGUGGGUUCCGCUAACCUCAAAGACAGCGAAAUUUCCACAAUCAGGAAGGCCCUGAUCGACGCCUACUUUACCUACGAGUCGGAUGUGGUGCCCAGGGCCGUCUUUGCGAUAUUGAGUAAGCAAUUGCCCGGUCACGAAUGGGAGGUGGCCCAAAUUGAGCCGCAUAGUUACAUCGAUUCGGAUAAAUGGAUUCAAAUGAAGAUUGUUGAAGAUGAGUUUCUCGUGUAUUCGAUUUGAGAAUGAGAGAGAGAAUAAAUUGUGAUUGAUGUAAAUGUAUUGUAAUAAAGUUUGAAAUGAA